Drosophila ananassae is the source of this 2399-nucleotide messenger RNA. RefSeq names its product ATP-binding cassette sub-family G member 4. The record is from RefSeq and is a predicted model, not a curated record. Gene Ontology annotation, cellular component: plasma membrane. Lineage: Eukaryota; Metazoa; Arthropoda; Insecta; Diptera; Drosophilidae. Bases 160 to 2241 code for a protein of 693 amino acids. Gene Ontology annotation, molecular function: ABC-type transporter activity; ATP hydrolysis activity; ATP binding. The transcript has 10 exons.
GUCGCGCACGUCGCCUCGAAGACGCCUGAUAUUCGGUUGCGGGGAUCGCCAGUUAAACGGUUUCAAAAUAGUGCGAAGAAAUUCGAUUUCUUCUAUAAAAAAUCCUUGCAAGAGUGCUAAUAUCCUGACUCAAAUCGAGGUUGACAGGAUACCGCUACCAUGGCGACAACGAGGGAGCAGUUUCUAUUCGGCAAUGAAAACGGUGUCGCCGGACUCGGUCUGGGCAUCGAGAUCGGAGAAGCGCCCAACAGCCGUGUCUACAAUGCCACCACAGAGCCCGUGAGCAGUGCUGGUGGUCGACGUAAUGGCCAGCCAAGUACAACGACUACUGUCACGCCCACAUCCGCCCCUACGCCACCCCAGGCGGGGUACACCAACGGGUCCACGGCCAGCAAGCAGCCGCCACUGGAACCUGUUGAGGAGGAGGAGGUGCACUUCGAUACCGAUGCUCUGAAUAACCUGCCCGCUCGCGAACCCGUCGACAUGGAGUUCAAGGAGUUGUCCUUGACUGUGAACUUGGGCUUCAAACGAGGAUCCAAAGAAAUCUUGCACAAUGUGUGCGGAAAGUUCCCCGGCAGUCAGCUCAUUGCCAUUAUGGGACCCUCCGGUGCCGGAAAGUCUACCCUAUUGGAUGCUCUAUCUGGUUUCAAGACAACCGGUGUGGACGGAUCUAUUCUGCUCAACGGAAGGCGACGAGAUCUGCCCUCCUUCCGCCGCAUGUCCUGCUACAUUACACAGGACGAUCGCCUGCAGCCCCUGCUGACUGUCAACGAGAAUAUGCACAUCGCUGCGGAUCUUAAGCUGGGAAACACCGUUAGCUACGAAGAGAAGGAGAGCAGGAUUGAAGAUAUCCUGCUGCUGCUGGGUCUCUACAACCAUGAUCAAACCCUGACAGUCCGCCUGUCCGGUGGUCAGAAGAAAAGACUUUCCAUAGCCAUGGAAUUGAUCAACAAUCCAACUGUGAUGUUCCUCGAUGAGCCUACAACUGGCUUGGACAGCAGCUCGUGCACCAAGGUCCUGGAGCUGCUAAAGAGGCUGACAAGCCAGGGACGCACCAUCAUCUGCACCAUUCACCAGCCCACAGCCAAGCUGUUCCAGAUCUUCGAUCAGGUCUAUGUCCUCUCCGCUGGUAACUGCGUCUACCAGGGCAGUACCCAGAAACUUGUACCAUUCCUGCAGUCCGUGGAUCUGCCAUGUCCCAUGUACCACAAUCCAGCAGAUUACAUUAUUGAACUUGCCUGCGGGGAGUACGGCUUCGACAAGAUCGAUACCCUCAAGAGUGCCACUGAAAACGGAAGCGCCCUUACCUGGUUCGAUAAUCCCAGUAGUGUGAUGCGGGCCGAGGCGCUCAUGCGAAAGUUUCCGAUUCCCAAGAGAAGCAAAGCCCGAUCCUUGGAGGACACUAGCUACUCGAACCAGUGCUCUGUGCUGAUACGUCGAGGAUACAUCAAAGCGAAACGGGAUACGACCAUGACUCACUUGCGAAUCGGAGUUAACAUUGCGGUGGCCGCGCUUUUCGGCGCCAUGUACGAUCACACAGGCCGGGAGGGAUCUCGUGUCCUGGACAACUACAACCUGCUAUUUGCCAUAUUGAUGCACCAUUCCAUGACGACAAUGAUGUUAACGGUUUUGACUUUCCCCAUUGAGCUGUCCAUUCUGAUCAAGGAACACUUCAAUCGCUGGUACUCCCUGAAAGCCUACUACACUGCCAUGACUCUGGUUGAUCUCCCCGUUUCGAUCCUCAGUUGUUUCCUCUUCACCGGUAUCGUUUACUUAUGGAGCUAUCAGCCGAUGGAGUGGGUCCGCUUUUGGAUGUUCUUCGUCAUCAGUUUAAUGACAGUCUUUGUGGGACAAAGCUUUGGACUGAUGAUCGGCGCCUGGUUCGAUGUGACCAAUGGAACUUUCCUGGCGCCCGUCCUAACCAUUCCCAUGAUGAUGUUUGCCGGUUUUGGUGUCACAUUGCGGGAUCUGCCCAGCUACUUAAAAUGGGGCAGUCACAUAUCAUACCUACGAUAUGGUUUGGAAGGAUUCAUAGCAGCGAUCUACGGUUUGGAUCGAGGAACACUGGCCUGUGACGAGGCGCCCUACUGCCACUACAGAUACCCAAAGAAAUUCCUGGAGGAGAUUACCAUGAGAGGAGAUCAGUUCUGGAACGACGUGCUCGCGCUGACUCUGAUGAUUGUUCUUUUCAGGCUAGCGUCGUAUAUCAUACUCAAGGCCAAGAUAAAGUCUAUUCGAUGAUUCCGAUGAGGAAUAAAAGCCCACAAUUCCAUUCCUUGUAUUAUAAAUUACUUGUUGAACAUUAUGUUUAGUGCUAUUAAUAUUUAAAAAUAAUAUUAUGUACAAGUACACAAAACAUUGUUAAAUAAAGCUACGAUUUUUUGUAACUAUCCUAGAAA